AACGUCAACGUGUGAAUGGUACACACUGAAAACACAGCUGGAGUUAAAACAAGAAAAAAAACCAAUUAUCGGACUAAAUACUUGUUUAUUUCUAAAAAUCUCAAAAUGCUUAAAAAUAUGUGCCGAGUGUGUGGCAGAUACGCAGCGUACAAGAGAUCCAUACGCAUCUUUGAUAACCCAAAUAUACUUUGGAAGCUGCAAGUUCUCACAGGCAUCAUUUUAGAAAAUGUGGAAUGUUUACCGGACCUUAUAUGUAUUUGCUGUCAAACGGAGUUACGUGAAGCAAUCCGAUUUCGUGACCGAGUCUUUGGAGCACAACAUGAGCUGCUGGCUGGAUUAACAGAGGAGCAGUUGGAACAAAUACCCGCGGAAUACAAAGAAGCCAUAUUGGAGUUCAGCCAAAGAGAAACAAAUAAUGAUGAUUCGGAUGAUGAUUCCGUAUCUAAGAUUAUUGAUAUGCAAGGGGAGCAAGUAGACGUCAUCACUGAAGCGGAUCACAAAGAGGAGGAAACAUUUGAAGAAAACGAGCAUUUAAAACAGGAUGAUUUAAUGGAGUACAACAUUGUCAUAGACGAUGAACUAGUCAAGGAGGAGAUAGCAGCAGCAUCAACAGUAGAAGAUGAUCAACACGUGGAAAUAAUAGAGGAGGAACAACCAUUUACAAUUGUUGUUCAAGAAGAGGGCAGAGAUCAGGAAAAUGUGAAUUAUAUUUUGCCCGAUAGAGAAUCGGACGAGGAUUGUGCGAUGCUAGACCGAGUGCUAAGCGACGAGAUUGCAGACACACAGCAUGUAAAUGCAGUUAAGAAAAAACCAGGACGAAAGCGUGUCGGCAGCCUGAUCUUCAUUUGCGACGAGUGUGGCAAUCAUAUAACUGGACGAAUGGCCUUCGAUCUGCAUUGCCGGCGACAUCGUGGAGACAAGCAAUUUGAAUGCGACAUUUGUCGCGAUCGCUUUUGUACCAACUCGGAGCUGAAGCGCCACAUGCGAAGACAUACGGGAGAGCGUCCCUUUGCCUGCCAGUAUUGCGAGCGUUGUUUCACAGAUUAUAGCACCAGAGUCAAGCACGAGCGCACGCACACCAAUGAGCGACCGUAUGGAUGCCAAAGUUGUGGCAAGGCCUUCACCACCGCCUAUAUUCUCAAGAACCACAUGCUAAUACAUUCCGGCGAGCGAGCCUUUAGCUGCGAGUUGUGCAACAAAACAUUUAUUCGCCAAACGCAUCUGGUUACGCAUUAUAGGUCCAGCGCCCAUAAGCGAAACAUGGAGCGUCAGCAGCAGGAAUUUAAAAGUUGAUUACAUUGUGGAUAGGGCAUAGAAUCUGUUGUAUUAAAUAUGGACUUUUUGCGGUAUUUCGUUUAGCUGUUGUGAAUUGCAUCUAAGAUAUAAAGCUAGCAAACCAGAAUAUGUAUUUUUUGUUUGUGUCUUGUAGCUGUAGCUACUCUCGACUCUCAUUUUAUAAGUAUUUUUAAUUUUUUAAAUGUUUGUCGAUUGCGUGUAUCUAAUUUUUGUGGAAUUUAGCCAUAAUUCCCAAAAAAAAAAGUCAAAGAAUAGUCCAGUGAUAGUAUAUGAUAUCAAGACAACGUGUAAUAUAAAUUAACUUUCUUCUUGUGUCAUAGAACCGAUAUCUGAACAUACAUAUAUAUAGAUGCCUCCUAAAAACACUUUAUUUAUUUAUUCUUAGGCAUCGAAUUGUGUCUGACACCAAAAUACUUAGACUAAAAAUUGCACAAUAAUGUUGUUGUUCUUAAGUUACGUCAACAGUAGCUAUUAAUUGAACCUGUGGAUCUUCGUUAGAAUCAUAAAGUGAGACAAUAUCAGCUGUCGUUUGUAGUUCAUUCGUCUUAAACGGCUGCAGUUGCUCAGCACUGGAUUUCUCCAAAUUAUGCUUGUGGGUAUUCGAGCGAUAAUGUGUUUUUAAGUGCGUUGGACGCGAGAAUGCGCGAUCGCACAAAUCGCAUCUGUAAAACGGACAAUAGCUUUAAAGUAAUCUUUAUAUGAGAUAUAGUUAUUGUACAUGCCUAAACAUCCGUUCUCCAGUAUGAACCAGCAUAUGGUUUUUGAGUAUGUAGGAGUUGGUGAAAGUCUUGCCACAUUGGGCACAUGCAAAUGGCCGCUCAUUGGUAUGGGUUCGUUCGUGACGCAGUCGACCACUAUAGUUGACGUAGGUGCGUUCGCAGUAACGACAGGGAAAGUUGCGAUCCCCCGUGUGCAUCACUAGAUGACCUUUAAGCUCGCCGGCUGAGAAAAAACGUGCAGGACACUGCCUAAAAGAUGAACAAUAUUAAUAAAUAGUAAAGCCUUUUAUUCAAUACUUCAGCUUACUCGCAUUGAAAGGGUCGAAUGCCGCUGUGUUUGCGCAGAUGGCGAUCAAAGGCAGAUUUUCCCGUCACGUUGUUUCCACACUGAUCACAGAAGAAAACUGGCAGCUUUUGCUUAGUGCGGGGCUGCUUUAAGAUUGUCGCUUUCAUUAGACGUGAGCGUGAUCGUAAUUUUCCCUUUGUGGGUGGCACAUAGAGCUCCUCCUCCUCCGACACAGUAAGGUCAAGUCUGUUAUCAUUUUCGGUCUGGUUUGGGGGCUCCAAAUGAUCGAUGUCGUCGUCAAUUGCAUUACAUUUUGGUUGCUCUACUUUAAUAAGCACUUCAACAGGACUUAAUGGCGCUUCAUCUUCCACAUAUUGCAUCCGACUUCUCGUGCUGCGGCGCAUACAAAUAACCCUUGUGGAUGCUCCAGACUCGGAUUCCAUUAACUUUGUGGGCUUCCAUCGUUUGUGGUUAAGCAAGCAGCGGCGACGAAACUCUAUGGCACAGUGCAAAUCCUCUAAGCAGCUAUUGCAAAUCACAUCGGGCAAGUCGGGUUUGGACUCCAG
This is a messenger RNA of Drosophila nasuta, 2867 nucleotides long. RefSeq names its product transcription factor Ouib-like. Gene Ontology annotation, biological process: regulation of transcription by RNA polymerase II. The record is from RefSeq and is a predicted model, not a curated record. The transcript is spliced from 4 exons. Gene Ontology annotation, molecular function: DNA-binding transcription factor activity, RNA polymerase II-specific; zinc ion binding. Lineage: Eukaryota; Metazoa; Arthropoda; Insecta; Diptera; Drosophilidae. Bases 16 to 1293 code for a protein of 425 amino acids. Gene Ontology annotation, cellular component: nucleus.